Molecule: messenger RNA, 3001 nt
Organism: Macrosteles quadrilineatus (aster leafhopper)
Lineage: Eukaryota; Metazoa; Arthropoda; Insecta; Hemiptera; Cicadellidae
Gene: Mppe
Exons: 9
Coding region: 197-1303 (368 amino acids)
Biological process (GO): GPI anchor biosynthetic process
Cellular component (GO): endoplasmic reticulum
Molecular function (GO): hydrolase activity
Source: RefSeq, a predicted model, not a curated record
UUUUUACUAACUUUAUUAUUUAUUAUUUAUUGAAGACAUCAGUGAACAAGGUUAGUGUUAGCAUCAGUGUGAUUGUGAAUAACUAAAAAAAUACAUAAAGACAGGUGAGCUAGUAAAAAAAAUUGUAUACGCUUAAGUGACUGACACCAGUUUAAUGAAAAUUAAUUGCUGUGGCUGCUGACCGAAUGAACCUUCAAUGAUAAAACCAUGCUCCUACAAUUGUUUGGCCAGGAAAGCCCACUUUUUCUCUCAUCGUCGAAAUAUACUUCACAUAACAAUAUUAAUAUUAUGUGGAUUUAUAAUUUUUAAUGAAUUUGCUAUAUACAUAAUCAAGUCUUUUACAUGGCCGGAAAUGAGAUGUGGAGAUAUAAAACGAUUACGCUCAUUAUUAUUAGUCGCUGAUCCACAAAUUUUGGGCGAGAAGUCAGAACCAUGGUUUACUAGGUGGGACAAUGACAGGUACUUGAAGCUGUCGUUUGCUCUUGCCAAACAUCACGUUAAGCCUAAUACGAUCAUCUUUCUUGGAGACCUCAUGGAUGAGGGUACUGCAGCAACCAACGAAGAAUACCAAAGAUACUAUGACAGGUUCAGAGAUAUUUUCCACUUGGAUUACAUCGAUGAUAAUAAGACUGUGUUCAUCCCUGGAGACAACGACAUUGGAGGAGAAGACGAGAUCGUCACAGACAAGAAGGUGGCCAGGUUCAUGGAGCACUUUGCCUCUCCCUCGGUCGUCCAUGUAGGAAAUGUACAGAUUGUUCAGGUGAACAAAAUGCAGAGGAUUGUACCGCCCUUGCCUCCCUUGGCUGCCGGGGACAAUAUGACGAGAGUGGUUAUCUCACACAUGCCUCUGCUUGGUGUACCUAGCGCCUUCGCAGCCGAGGUACUACAAAGGUUGAGACCUCAUGUGAUCCUGUCUGCUCAUGACCACAAGUCCGUUCACUUCAGUGGAGAUAUUGACACCGGGGAGCGACGACUGGUGGAGAACCUGGACAUCAACAGACUAAGUGACGAGCCAAGCUCGUCGUGGAGGUUCCAAAGAUCGGACACUCUAGUCAAUGAGGUCGUAGUGCCAACUUGUUCCUACAGGAUGGGCGUCCCAGACAUGGGCUUUGGAGUAGCUCUCGUAGAUGAGAGGGGUGAGGCUUGGUGCUACCAUGUGUUAUGGCUACCUUCAAGGUUCUGGGUCCUGUGGUCCUACGUCCUGGCUCUGAUGUUUGUUGUGGUACUACUGGCUGCUGGGCCGUACUGUGUAACGUACUGGCGCUCUCGUCAUCGGACGUCCCCUCUGUACAAGCAUCCGUGAGGUACAAGUCAUAUAUCAUCGAGCCUCUACGCUGGAAGCUGUGACGCUAUCACACUAGUCCUACUAGUCAAACUGUCCUUAACUCCAUUCCAUAUCCUUUUAUUAUUUCCAAGUGUCAUUUUAUUAUUUUAAUUGCUAGGUUUUUAGUUUUUGUUAUGUUAAAAUAACAUAAGAAUAAAAGAACAAAAUGUAAAAAGAACAAUUAUUUAGUUUGUAUCAGUAUUAAUUUGUUAAAAUUGUAAUUUGCAUUAUGUGUUUGCCUAUCGAACAAAAGUUAAUUUUUUUUUGUUAUCAAUAAGCAUUGGCAUUUUUAUGUUGUUUUUUUGUGGAACCCACCUCCUUGUUAGAUAACGUUGAUCUUUUGAUGGAUUUUCUAAUUUUAUGCAUCACUGGUUUGUUAUCAGUUGUAAAAUAUAAGAAAUAUGUAUAAUAAGAUUUGAGAUAUUUUUACCGAACAAAUUGUGAAAUCAAGAAUUAUUUUGUACUAAGCUAUAAACUGGGUACCUGGCUAUCUAUUACCUGGAAAGUACUUCCGCACUAUUGCUGUUCUAGAAAUAGACGAAGACAAGCCUUUUUUUACCAACUCCGCUGAACAACGUUGCAAGUGACAAAGUGAACAUUUUCAGAAAAAAAAUGUUUUGGCCAAGCCAAUGGUAUUUACUAGCUUGUAAGUGCUGCCAGCCCAUGUAUUUAAAAUUAAAAUCCCUCGCAGUAUGGAAUGUCAUGUGCAUCAUUGUAUAAAAAUCUAAAUUUUCAUUAUAUAUUGUUUGCAACACUGUUCAACGGAGAUAUUUAUAAAUGAAUAAACACUUUAUUGUAUAGAAUUCCGUGGGUAGACCGUAGACCUGAAGAAUCAGCCAAUCAGAAACCGCUGAUGAAUCUUUUUAAAUUGGUACAUGAAUCCUACAUGUUACAAAUGAACUACAGAAAAAGUCACUUGUUUCAAAGAACAACACAGUUUUUCCGAAGUUCCCAGAAUGCACUAUUUAUCUCAUAAAAUAUUCAAUUAUUUUGUAAAUUGCUGUUAGCGAAUUUCCCUAUAGGGAAGUAGCUAUUUUUAUUUGCUUGUGUGCUGUUUGUCCCUUUUACACAACAGUUUGUGAUUUGUGAAAAAAUGUUGUGUUUAUAUAUUUCAGAAACCCACCUUUGCCUACAUUCCUUGAUAGUGUAGACAUUCCCUUAAGUCCAUAUGAAGCAUAUUUUAUUUAUUUGUUAUUUGUGUGAUAAACCAUUAUAUUUGUGUGAUUGACUGAAUUCUAUAUGAUUAGUUGAAAGAAUAAUUAUUAAGAUCAAGAACAAAAAGAAUAAUCAGUUGAUGAGUUGUGUAUUAUUAGAGAACUUGUUAAUAGUCAAUAAGUGGAUUUUAGACAAAAACUCAACAUUUUUGCCUUUUUGGCGUAACAUUUAUGGUAGUUUUUACUUUUUACUGUAAUAAUUUACAACAUGGGUAGCUAAAUAUUUCAUAAAAUUAUUUUGUAACCUUUCUUUCAAUGGAAAUAAUUGAAUUAUUUCAAAAUAGUUUUAUAAUGUUAGCUUUAGCUAAAUUUACAAAUUGACAUCAAUCAAAAAUGUCCGUCCAUCUGUUACAAAUUUAUAGCAAGGCAUAGAACAAAUUAAAUAUAUUUUAGCUUUUCCUAAUAUCCUUUUGUACCUGGUAGAUGAUUCCAUGUAUUUCACUUUAAAUGUGUUUGUAAUAAA